This is a messenger RNA of Cryptotermes secundus, 1276 nucleotides long. RefSeq lists its product as uncharacterized. Bases 70 to 990 code for a protein of 306 amino acids. Lineage: Eukaryota; Metazoa; Arthropoda; Insecta; Blattodea; Kalotermitidae. The record is from RefSeq and is a predicted model, not a curated record. Gene Ontology annotation, biological process: meiotic DNA repair synthesis; regulation of meiotic cell cycle; homologous chromosome pairing at meiosis. The transcript is spliced from 6 exons.
GCCAUUGCGUGAAUUUAAAUCUAUGUGCCGGUCAUUAUAAACUUAAGUGCACACUUGUUCAGCAGCAAUAUGAAUAAUAAUUUUAGAAUGAACAAGCCAAAUCCGCGUUUCACAGCUCAGAGUCCUUAUCAACGUCCAGUUUCGGGAGGUGCUAUUGGACAAAAUAUGUAUAAUCUGUUCCAAGGAACUUCUACAAUGGACAGUGCCAUACGGUUUCCACCAAACAUAACGCCUUCUGAGCAAAUGCUGUCCCGGUACAACACUCCAGGUCACAGCAAGAGCCGUUACGGCUACCCGUAUUUCCAGGACUCGCCGUACUAUACCGAGCAGCACGCUUACUCGUACACGCCGCUUGUUGCUCGAGAGUAUAGCUCGUUCGAAGAUGUCGAUACUGGAUAUCGCUGUCAAUUUGAAGAUAUGACCUCAAACAAGCAGAAUUCUUAUAAACAACUGAAGCCAACUCCGGAUGCGUCAUUGCCAAAGAAGUCUGGCCACCGGGUUCGCUUCAACCUCUCAACAGACAAGACAAAGCAGAGUAAUGAUGCUUCCCCCAGUACCGUGAAGGGUACAGAGUCACCGAAAGCAUACAAGCGCUGGGAAGACGACUCGAAGCCACUGAGAGUGUUGGCAGGAUCAAUAGACAAGAUCAUUAAAUGGGAGAAGAUAAAGGAAUCAUCUCCAGUACUUUUUGAAGUCAUUGCGACCCUGGUGACGGUGCGCCCAGGCGGUUUCCGCUGCGAGCAGAUGUUGCUCCUCCGAGAUGAGGCCACCCCUGCACUGCAGUGCUUGUUCUACACGAUCGACCGUCCUCUGCCCCCCUUGGAGAAGGGGCAAUUGGUCAGAUGUGUGGGCGAGCUGCUCUCCAAGAACAAGUUGAGAGCAUACUCUGUGCGGGCUGCAAGUGUGGCAGAGAAGUCGGGACUCCAGAGACUCUCCUUCGCUUCUCAGCGUGCUGUAACAGCCCUGCAGUUGGCUAUUCCUGAGCCUUGAACCCACGGACACACGUCCUUUGUUGCGUUUGUCUUAUAAUUGCGUUUGCCUUUCAGCUAACUUCAAACACAGAUACAAAUGUCUGAGUUUACAUUUCUCAUUACAUUACUUAAUACUUGUACUUGUACUUUAGAGUUGGCAAUGGACCAUACUGUUUUGUUCAAAUGUUGUUUUCAGAAGUCAAUAUCUGACAUUAAUAUAAUAUGUAAGUAGGUCACUUGCCUUUGUAACAGUUAAACUUAUAACAUUACUUGUGCGAAAUAAAAUAUUUCUCCUUCCUCUGGGA